This is a messenger RNA of Bombus pascuorum, 1950 nucleotides long. It is a transcript of the gene NiPp1, whose product is annotated as nuclear inhibitor of protein phosphatase 1. Gene Ontology annotation, molecular function: protein serine/threonine phosphatase inhibitor activity; protein binding; mRNA binding. NCBI's taxonomy places the organism in Eukaryota, Metazoa, Arthropoda, Insecta, Hymenoptera, Apidae. The record is from RefSeq and is a predicted model, not a curated record. Bases 224 to 1321 code for a protein of 365 amino acids. Gene Ontology annotation, cellular component: nuclear speck. The transcript has 6 exons.
UGAUAUAUGUGCCUAUAUGUAUAUGGCAUCAAAAUAAUACCUUAUGUUAAAGUUGAUAAAAAAUAACUUUCUUUCAGGUUGCGUAUAUGUAUGUGCCUACUAUUUAUAUUCUUUUAAGAAAUAUCCAUGAUAUAUGGAAUGGAAACGGAAACAGUUAUGAAGAAUUAUCAUAAAAUUUCAUUAACGUUUUUUUAAUAUGACGUUCUGCUAUCGCUGACAUCGAAUGUGUUUUUCUGCCCGGUUAAUUUCAUGUCCAUUUAACAACAAAGCAAAUUAUUUCAAAGUGGUGAUGGCUAAUCAUUACGAAGUACCCAAUUGGGCUGGGAAGCCACCAGUGGGAUUACAUUUAGAUGUACUGAAGAAUGACAAAUUAAUUCAAAAAUUAAUGGUUGAUGAGAAAAAAUGUUACUUAUUUGGCCGUAAUCAACAAUUAAAUGACUUUUGUAUAGAUCAUGCUUCUUGUUCUCGUGUUCAUGCUGCUCUUGUUUAUCAUAAACAUUUAAAUCGUGCAUUUCUUGUUGACUUGGGUAGCACACAUGGAACUUUUAUUGGUAAUCUUCGUUUGGAGCAACAUAAACCCACACAAUUACCAAUUGAUAGUACAUUUCAUUUUGGAGCUUCUACACGGUAUUAUAUUAUUAGAGAAAGACCUCAAACUGGCACAAGACCAAUUAUAGAGGAAUUAGAGAAACUAUCAGAAGAUACAGAUGCUGGUGGUUUAUUAGGUUUACCUGAAACAGAAACAGAACUUGAUAAUUUAACGGAAUUUAACACUGCACAUAAUAGACGUAUAUCUAUGCUAGGAAUAACAGACGAUGAAAUUCAUAAACCAACUAGAAAACGAAAGAAAAAAGGAAUUACGUUCAAUGAUGAUGAAGAAGUAAUAAAUCCAGAAGAUGUUGAUCCGUCAGUCGGAAGAUUUCGUAAUCUUGUACAAACGACAGUUGUUCCCAGUAAAAGAAUGCGUAUGGAAGGAGGUUUAAUAUCCUUAUCAGAGGAUCACAAUCCUUUAAAGCAUCUUCAACCUACAACAACUACACCUCAACUCUAUCAAGAUUUACCACCAGAACAGUUUACUCCAUCGUCGUUGUCUCUUAAUCCAUUUUCUAGUGCUCUAUCUUCAUUAUCAUCACGACUUGGUAUUGCAUUACCAAAUCCAGCUCCUGAGGUAGAGAUGACACCCAAUCAAAUACAAACAGAAACACCACAUGUACCAGAAAUACCAGGACCUACUGAUACACGAACGAUGGAACCAAAAAAGAAAAAAUAUGCCAAAGAAGCUUGGCCUGGGAAAAAACCUAUUCCAACACUUUUGGUGUAAUAAUUAAGCUAAGGAAUCUAUUUUUAUCAGAUAGUUUUAUUAUUUGAGAUUUAGGUAUUAAGUUAUAUAAGAAUCUAUGCAUAAAUUACUCGUAUAAAGGUUCAGGAAGAUAUUUGGUUAAUAGUCAAUAUCAUUAUUAAAUUCAUUUUAAUCGUAACUAUAAAACUGUAUUUUAUAUAGCAAUUUAUUCUAAUAUAUACCUUUUUCAUCCUUCAUUAAUCAAUUACAAUUUUUUAUCUUCUUUGUAAAAAUCAAAAUUGUAAUUAAAAUUCCCUGUAAGAUAAACAAACAUAAAUAAAUAGAGAUUACUUUAGCAUUAAGAGAAAUAUAAAUAUAAUAAUAAGAUGUCACGAAAGUUUUUUUUGUGAUACAGUACAUUAUCAUUAAAAAAAGUUAUUUUCGUUAAGUAUAUCCAGUAAAGUUACUACAUUUACUUAUGAAUGUUGUGUAUAUAAGAUAUAUUCUUUACAAGUAAUAACACGAUAAUAUUGUCUUCAGAUAAUUUAAAUAUUUUGUUUUGCGAAAGUGACAAAUCACGCGUACUUAUUGUUAAUGCAAUAAUUAUACUGACUUGGAAUUUUGAAUAAAUUCCACUUCUAUUAUUUAUGAAAACAGAAAGUACGUUAUAA